Tyto alba (common barn owl) is the source of this 6935-nucleotide messenger RNA. It is a transcript of the gene WASHC4, whose product is annotated as WASH complex subunit 4. The record is from RefSeq and is a predicted model, not a curated record. The transcript has 33 exons. Gene Ontology annotation, biological process: endosomal transport; endosome organization. Gene Ontology annotation, cellular component: WASH complex; endosome. Lineage: Eukaryota; Metazoa; Chordata; Aves; Strigiformes; Tytonidae. The coding region runs from base 70 to 3591 and encodes 1173 amino acids.
AGGAGGAGGAAAAAAAAGGCGGGGGGGGGGGGGGGGCGGACCGGCCGCUGCCGGGCGCGGGUGGCGGCGAUGGCGCUGGAGACCCUGUCCCCGGACUGGGAGUUCGACCGCCUCGACGAUGGCUCGCAGAAAAUUCAUGCCGAAGUACAGUUGAAGAAUUACGGAAAAUUUCUUGAGGAAUAUACAUCUCAGCUGAAGAGAACUGAAGAUGCUUUGGAUGACUCCAUUGGAGAUGUUUGGGACUUCAGUCUUGAUCCCAUUGCAUUAAAGCUUUUGCCAUAUGAACAAUCUUCCCUACUUGAGCUCAUAAAGACAGAAAACAAGGUUCUAAACAAAGUAAUAACUGUGUAUGCUGCUCUUUGCUGUGAAAUCAAGAAGUUAAAAUAUGAGGCAGAAACUAAAUUUUAUAAUGGCCUCUUGUUUUAUGGAGAAGGAGCCACAGAUUCCAGCAUGGUGGAGGGAGAUUGCCAAAUACAGAUGGGAAGAUUUGUUUCUUUCUUGCAGGAGCUGUCCUGCUUUGUUACCCGAUGUUACGAAGUGGUGGUAAAUGUAGUGCAUCAGUUGGCUGUUCUCUAUACCAACAACAAGAAUGCACCUAAAAUUAUAGAGACAUCAGGAGUUCAUUUUCAGACAAUGUAUGAGCAUCUGGGAGAGUUGCUCACAGUCUUAAUCACUCUGGAUGAAAUAAUUGACAAUCAUGCCACUUUGAAAGAUCACUGGACCAUGUAUAAGAGGCUGCUAAAAUCUGUCCAUCACAACCCUUCUAAGUUUGGGAUUGAAGAAGAUAAACUGAAGCCAUUUGAAAAGCUUCUGUUAAAACUGGAAUGCCAGCUACUUGAUGGAAUGAUAUUUCAGGCCUGCAUAGAGCAGCAGUUUGAUUCUGUAAAUGGUGGAGUGUCAGUGUCGAAGAACAGCACAUUUGCUGAAGAAUUUGCUCAUACCCUUCGUACAGCUUUUGCAAACGUUGAAGCCAAACUUGGUGAACCUUCAGAAAUUGACCAGAGAGAUAAAUAUGUGGGCAUCUGUAGCCUCUUUGUACUGCAUUUUCAGAUUUUUCGGACCAUAGACAAGAAAUUUUACAAGUCAUUGUUGGAUGUCUGUAAAAAGGUACCAGCCAUCACAUUAACUGCUAACAUUAUCUGGUUUGCUGACAACUUCCUGAUUCACAAGAUACCGGCUGCUGCUAAACUUCUGGACAAGAAAAGUAUUCAUGCAGUUAAAAUGCAAAGGGAGAACUUUCUACAGCAGAGGGCACAGUCACUUACCAAAGAUAUGCAGUCAUAUUACGUUUUUGUGAGCUCAUGGAUGACAAAAAUGGAAUCGAUCUUGUCAAAGGAGCAACGUGUGGAUAAGUUUGCUGAAGAUCUUUCUAACCGCUGCAAUGUCUUCAUCCAGGGUUUUCUUUAUGCAUACAGUCUUAGCACCAUCAUUAAAACUACAAUGAAUCUCUACAUGUCAAUGCAAAAACCUAUGACCAAAACGUCGGUGAAAGCUCUGUGCAGACUUGUGGAACUUCUGAAGGCAAUAGAACACAUGUUUUACCGAAGAAGUAUGGUUGUGGCAGAUUCUGUGACGCACAUUGCUCAGCAUCUGCAGUAUCAGGCUCUUCACUCUAUUUCUGUUGCCAAGAAAAGAGUCAUUUCUGAUAAAAAGUACAGUGAGCAACGCCUGGAUGUCCUCUCUGCUUUGGUGUUGGCUGAGAACACCCUCAAUGGGCCAAGUACGAAACAGAGGCGGCUCAUUGUUUCCCUAGCACUAAGCGUGGGAACACAGAUGAAAACUUUUAAAGAUGAAGAACUUGUUCCCCUUCACUUAGUUCUGAAAAAACUAGACUUGAUCAGUGAACUUACAGAGCGAGUUCGAGCACAAUGUGACUGUUGUUUCUUAUACUGGCAUCGAGCAGUCUUUCCAAUCUACUUAGAUGAUGUGUAUGAAAACGCAGUUGAUUCUGCUAGACUGCAUUAUAUGUUUAGUGCACUGCGGGACUGCGUACCUGCUAUGAUUCAUGCAAGACACUUGGAAUCCUACGAGGUGCUUCUGGAAUGCUAUGACAAAGAAAUCAUGGAAGUGCUCAAUGAGCACUUGCUGGACAAAUUAUGUAAAGAGAUAGAAAAGGACCUGCGCUUAUCGGUUCAUACACACCUAAAGCUGGAUGACAGAAACCCCUUCAGAGUUGGUAUGAAGGAUCUAGCUCACUUCUUCUUUUUGAACCCAAUACGUUUUUUCAAUCGAUUCAUUGACAUAAAAGCUUAUGUAACUCACUAUUUGGACAAGACCUUCUACAACUUAACGACUGUAGCUCUUCAUGACUGGGCCACCUACAGUGAAAUGAGAAACCUAGCAACUCAGCGCUACGGUUUAUGUAUGACUGAAGCACAUCUUCCCAGUCAGACUCUGGAACAGGGUCUGGAUGUUUUGGAAAUCAUGAGAAAUAUUCAUGUUUUUGUAUCCCGCUACCUCUACAAUCUGAAUAAUCAGAUCUUCAUCGAAAGAACAAGUAAUAACAAACACUUGAACACUAUCAAUAUCCGACACAUUGCUAAUUCAAUUCGAACUCAUGGAACGGGAAUCAUGAACACAACAGUAAACUUCACUUAUCAAUUUUUGAGGAAAAAGUUUUAUAUUUUUAGCCAGUUCAUGUAUGAUGAACAUAUAAAAUCCAGGCUUAUCAAAGACAUCAGAUUCUUCAGGGAAGUCAAGGAUCAAAAUGAUCAUAAGUAUCCUUUUGAAAGAGCAGAUAAAUUCAACCGUGGAAUCAGGAAACUUGGAAUAACCCCGGAUGGCCAGAGCUAUCUUGACCAGUUCAGACAACUCAUAAGUCAAAUUGGCAACGCUAUGGGCUACGUACGAAUGAUAAGAUCUGGUGGACUUCACUGCUGUAGUAGUGCAAUUAGGUUUGUUCCUGAUCUGGAAGAUAUCGUUAACUUCGAAGAGCUGGUGAAAGAAGAAGGACUCGCAGAAGAAACACAGAAAGCAGCCAGGCAGUUGGACUCUGUCCUCAGUGACCUCACCCGUAACUUUGCAGAAGGGACGGAGUACUUCAAAAUGCUUGUGGAUGUAUUUGCUCCUGAAUUCCGCAGCCCAAAGAACAUGCAUUUGCGGAACUUCUAUAUAAUUGUUCCCCCACUGACCCUCAAUUUUGUAGAGCAUUCCAUUAGUUGCAAGGAGAAAUUGAAUAAGAAGAACAAAAGUGGAGCAGCUUUCACUGAUGAUGGGUUUGCAAUGGGUGUGGCUUACAUUCUGAAGCUUUUGGAUCAGUACCAAGAGUUUGAUUCUCUGCACUGGUUCCAGUCUGUUAGAGAGAAGUACGUGAAGGAAAUCAGAGCAGUAGCUAAGCAACAGAAUGUGCAGUCCACUAAUCAAGAUGAAAAGCUGCUGCAAACUAUGAACCUUACCCACAAGCGACUGGAAGUUUGUUUACAGGAAUUUGAACUCCUUUAUUUCUCACUAAGUAGUGCAAGAAUUUUUUUCAGAGCAGAUAAAACCGCAGCAGAAGAAAACCAGGAAAGGAAAGAAAAAGAAGAAGAAUCUGUUAAAGCAAGCAAUGGAGAUCUUUCCAACUCUACGCCUGCAGAUCCUGUUGUGAAAUGAUGUGCCUGGUAUGGGUGAUGAUUACUUACUCAUAUAAUUCAUGUUCUUGUUAUCAGUAACACUCUGUAGGGGGUAAAAGCUCUCGAUUUGAUUUACUUGCUCUGUUAAACCCAAGAAAAAAUGUACAGUAGUAUCUGAGCCGCCAGUGAGGCUAGGUCUGUGUUUGCCUAUAUUUCUUGUAGACACUCCUAUUUCUCAGGAGUUUAAAUUAUUUACAGCUCUUUCUUUACAUUCAAAAUAAUGAUGUAAAGUGUGGCCCUGGGAGGUAGUUAUUUUGAAGCAGAGAUGUGCAGGAAAAAAAAAUCUUACUGAUUUUUAGAUGCAUUCUUGCAUCUCUAACAUAGCAUUUAAAAACAAAGCAAAAAAACAAAAAAAAGCCAAAACCCAAACCAAACAACCAAAAGCAAACUCACAGGCCGUAAGGUUUGAACCGGUGCAUCUUUUCAACCAGAAAAAAAAAAUUGACUCAAGGCAUUGUGUUUAUCUCUUGUCUGAGAAAUAAUUCAGAGCUGGUUUUAUGCAGUUCUGUUGUAUUUAAUGCAGCCACAGGUUACAUUGUAAGUGUAACAGUGUAUGUUAAAGCUAUCCCACAAAAUGGAAAUCGUCAUUAAUGUUUUAUUCCACGAACCCUUAUUAUUACUAUAGGCAGUAAUUGCACUGUGGGAACUUAGGAUCCUGUCAGACAUUUAUUUUUCCCCUGCUGUUUUUUCCCCCCGUAUCAGAGAAUGGGAAAACCAGAGAAGUUAACGUAAUCAAUUCCUUCUCAUUUCAUACCGAAGGUCUGACUUGCGUCCACAGAAGUAAGGAAAUCCAGAGCCAAGACAGAACCACAAUCAGCUCUUCCUUUUAUGACCAGACACUGUGUAAUGGGUGUCUGUAACUAUUAAGUGAUCUUACAGUUCAUUAAUAUGUUGUGCCUAAUUGCAAGUUUCAGCCUCAAUGCUGUAUUUCCUCACCUUUGUAGGUCUCUUGUACUGUCCGUGUUGUUCAUACAGUCUGACAUGCCUGAUUAUUAACAAGAAUUGCACUGCAGGCUUCAGAAGCUGCUGAACACUGUGAGAACUCUGUAUAAAUAAAACAUCUGUAAUGCCUGCAAGUAGAGGGUCUAGACUGUGCGAGAGUUACUCAGAUUCCUAACUUAAGUAGCUAGGCUUAGCUUAAACGUAAACACCACUUCCAUUAAAAGAUACAGUUGUGUUUUAAUCUCCCAGAACGUAAAACACUUCUAGGUCUUACUAGCUAGAAUAAACUACUUAGGCUGUCCAUCUGAGAAUUACUUUUUUGGGGGGGGGAGGGGGUUUAACACUCUUUAACUGUAUUUUUAGACCGUACUUGCCAGCUUCUUUCACCUAAUUACAGAAAAGGUAAUGUUUUAAUGGUUCAGAUUGUUCCACCCACCCCUGGGUCACUGGUUAAGACCAUUCCUGGUGUAUUUGUGAUCCACCCUUUCCCGCCAGUCACUUCAACCUUCAGAAAGCCAGGACAAAUGCUUUGUUGCAACUGGAAAGACCGGAUGACUAUGAAAGUCCUUUCAUUAGGUCUGAAAACACGUCAUGGAAGCCUUGUGGACUGUUUAAAUCAGCAGUGCUCAUUAUAAAGUUUUUAUUUUAAUUCACCGUAACUUGCAGAGACUGCCCUAAAGAAUGCUGCAUUACUCGAUUUGUUAUUUUUGCCUUUUUAUUUUGAUACAGGGUUUUGGUUUGGUGGUUUUUUUUUUUUUUUUUUUUUUGGCAAUUUGUGUACACUUUUUUUUGACCAAACUGUGCCCACGCUGCACCCUUGGUAGCGCCGCUGAGAUCAGCAUCCUUGCUGCUGCUGCUAGUUUCCAUCCUGUUGCAAUUGAAGUGUCCACAUUUCCAUAUUCCUGUCUCAUCUGAAGGCACGUUAAGUUCUUGGCCUGGAGUGGCCAGGCACUACAUUGCCUCCUUCCACCGCAACUGCAGAACCACGUGUCGAUGGUGUUUGUGUCCCCCACGAUGGCAUUGCUAGGUAGCUAUGUACAGUCAAGGCAUUACCUGCCCUGGAAUAAAAUCUGGACUUGUAUUUUCCCUUCUGCUAUUUUUUUUUUUUUGGAAAGACGCUGGCUCAAAUAGGUAAUACUUUGCAGUUGAAGAUAAAUUGAACUGUGCGUUUUCUUAAUGGAUGGUGACUAACAAAUUCGUGUGGUUCUGGCGAUGGAAAUUCUAAAGGAAAGACAUAAGCCUAUUUUUUAUAGAACCCUGUUUAAUCUGGGAGACCUGAAUGUAUACUAUAUGUGGCAAAAAUAUAUAAAUAGACACAAAUAUGUACAGUGAUAAUAGAGCUAUUCUUGCUAAUACGGGAUUGUAGUUUAGAUUUCUUUCUUUUUGUCAUGUAGCAGCAUAUACGUGCAGCAAGCUUUCCUCAUCUGAAAUACAAGGUGGGUCCUGACUUUGGAUGUCACACCCCUCCGUGUCAGUGAGAGUCACAGUAAAUCCUUUUUCCCCCCGCAGGGAUCUGGAAGAGGUACAAAAUUCUUGCUGUGGUGCUACUGCUCUUCUCAUUGCUUUUGCCCUCCCGUUCCAAUUACAGGAACAAAAUGGCCCCAAACUGGUUGCCUGGAGAGGAGACAAUGGAACUAAAACAGAAAAUAUUUUUUUGUUUCAGUUCCAAGCUAAACAGAAUGCGCUCCCUCGAAAUUCCCAGAGGUGAUAAAAGGAAAGGGAGGCUGAGUUUGCUGCAGGGACGCAGAACAGAUCCCUAGUGGUGGUGGUUUUUUUUUUUUUUCCUUCAGGGCAGGGGCAGAACAGGCUCCAGGCCCAUCUCCCCCCCGAGCGGGCAGCUGCCACCCCCGCCCUCCUGGCUCGUCUUGCGACGAGGCUGUUGCACCUACGGGUGGCAGCAGCAGCAGCAGCAGCAGCAGCAUUUCCAGGGGUCCUGCAGCCCCUCCUGCUGGGGCGCGGUGCCCCCUCAGGCCGGGAGCCUGGGGGAGCUGCCCUGCCCCUUCCCCCUGCGGCGGGGUGGUGGUCGGGGGGGGCGAGGGCAGAGCAGAGGUGCCACCAAACAACCAGGGUGAAGGGCGAUUGCGCCGACUGGGGAGGAGGGAUGGGCCCAGCAGCACCGGGCUGGUGUGUCUGCUCCGCGGGAAAUGAACUGCCGGCGGUGCUGGAGGUCCUGGUGUGGUCCGCGGUCAGGAGUGGAGUUUUCAUCUGAUGGCCAUCAACAACAGCUGUCUUCAGCUUCUCAGGUACAACGGACCAAAUGUAACACUUAAUGUUUCCUGACUCAUUGUACAAAAGGGUGUUUUGUUACCUCAGUCUCUUUGGUUUGUGAGGAGAGAACGUUCUGUACAUAACUGUGUUAAUAAACGCAAUUUUGAGAACCUC